Messenger RNA from Aspergillus saccharolyticus JOP 1030-1, 1241 nucleotides. RefSeq names its product PGAP3/PER1 family protein. The coding region runs from base 71 to 1069 and encodes 332 amino acids. The record is from RefSeq and is a predicted model, not a curated record. The transcript is spliced from 4 exons. Gene Ontology annotation, cellular component: endoplasmic reticulum membrane. Gene Ontology annotation, molecular function: hydrolase activity, acting on ester bonds. Lineage: Eukaryota; Fungi; Ascomycota; Eurotiomycetes; Eurotiales; Aspergillaceae. Gene Ontology annotation, biological process: GPI anchor biosynthetic process.
GCUUCCUUAAGGGUCUCCCUCCUCGAGCUCACCUUUCUGUUGGUUGUGCCGCAGCAAUUUACAAACCACCAUGAUUCUAGGCUCAACAAGGACAAAGCUCUAUUGUUGCUUUUUGUUCCUCCUUUUUGCUACUUUAAUUGGCAAAUCGGCCGCCUCUCUAGGCGAUCAUCUUCCCGACUUCAAGGAAUGCGUCAAGGUCUGCAAGGCUGAGAACUGCCAUGAUGGAAACUCUGUGAUUCCUCUCCACCUUCGUCUCAUGCUGUGGACGUGUCCUUCCGAGUGCGAUUAUACCUGCCAACAUGUUGUGACAGACCGCCGUGUCGCUCGUGACCCUCCGAUGCUGAACCCAGUCCUACAAUUCCACGGAAAAUGGCCGUUUCGCAGAAUCCUCGGCAUGCAGGAGCCCUUCUCUGUCCUUUUCUCCCUCCUCAACUUCCUUGCUCACUGGUUUGGAAUGGCCCGAAUUCGCGAAACGAUUCCUUCGUGGCACUCACUUCGACCGUAUUAUAUGGCUUUUGGAUACUGCGGGCUGGCGUGUUGGACCUUCAGCGCAUUAUUUCACACACGGGACCUUCCAUCAACCGAGAAGCUGGAUUACUUUGGGGCUGGGGCCAAUGUGAUGUAUGGUCUUUACCUUGCGAUCAUCCGGAUAUUCCGCCUUGAUGAAGAAGAACCCCGCCACAAGCCGACUCUGCGCCGGCUGUGGACGAUUAUUUGCGUCUUCCUGUACACUUUGCAUGUGUGCUAUCUGAGCUUCUGGUCCUGGGACUACACCUAUAACAUGAUUGCCAACAUCGUGAUAGGGAUGGCUCAGAACAUCUUGUGGGUAUCCUUCAGCAUCUAUCGUUAUAGGAAAUAUGGCAAGGACUGGAUGACCUGGCCCGCAUUGAUCGUUGUCUGGAUUAUCCUAGCCAUGAGCCUUGAGUUGCUCGACUUUCCUCCUUGGAAUGAGCUCAUUGACGCGCACAGCCUAUGGCAUCUCGGGACAGUGAUCCCUACCGCGUGGUGGUACUUCUUCCUUACCAAGGACAUCCAAAACGACGUGGCCGGAGAGAGGUUGAAGGCCUAAGCUGGUCUUGAAAGGCGGCUUCGCAAUCUGCGAAGACUUUCAAUGCCGCUUCGUAUAUGUAGCGUCCAGUUUCUAGAAUGGUCCUGGUGACCUGAAAUCAUCUGUAUCAUUUGUAGUGCUAUUUGAUUCAACAGUCAAGGAUCUGAAGGCCGCCGAAGGACCUACAACAUUU